GCACAUACUAGCCAUAAAGCCAUGCAGCGCCCCCGCAGGCCGAGCUCGGUACUGCACAGAGCAACUACAACAGAAGGAGGCGGUGACAGCACUGCGCUAACAUCGUCUUCGGCUGAACGAAACAACCCGAGUGUGUGUUAGCGGUCAGUAAAACAGCAGCCGUGCCCCGCCGCGCCCCCACCCCCAGCGGAGCCGUCAUGUGGCAGGAGGCCCGCAAACAUGAGCGCAAGCUCCGUGGCAUGAUGGUAGAUUACAAACGCCGAGGAGAGCGCCGGCGAGAGUACUACGAGAAGAUAAAAAAAGAUCCAGCUCAGUUUCUGCAGGUUCAUGGCCGAGCCUACAAGAUCCAUCUGGAUCCUGCUGUGGCACUGGCUGCAGAGAGCCCCAUCAACAUGAUGCCUUGGCAAGGAGAUGCCAACAACAUGAUUGACAGGUUUGAUGUCAGGGCUCACCUGGAUUACAUCCCCACCUACACACCUCCACUGCUUAACACAUCCACCCCAGAGCAGGAGAUGGAGGAGAGGAAGUGCAAUUAUGAGCGCUACAGAGGCCUUGUGCAGAAUGACUUUGCCAACAUCUCUGAGGAGCAGUGUUUAUAUCAGAUCUACCUGGACGAGCUCUACGGUGGCCUGCAGAAACCAAAUGAGGACGAGAAGAAAAAACUGGCUGAGAAAAAGGCCACCAUUGGUUACACCUAUGAAGACAGCACUGUGACAGAGCCCGACCCCCAGUCAGACAAAGAUGAAGACAAUUCGGAGAACAGUGAAUCCGAAGAGGAUGAGGGCAUCCCAGAUAUUGAUGUGGAGGUUGACGUUGAUGAGCUGAACCAGGAGCAGGUGUUGGACCUAAACAAAAUGGCAACCCCAUAUGGAAUGGCUGAAGGAGACUUUGUUAGGAUGUUGAGGAAAGACAAGGAGGAAGUGGAGGCCAUCAAACAUGCCAAGGCUCUGGAGGCGGAGAAGGCCAUGUACUCUGGCCGGCGUUCUCGCAGACAAAGAAGAGAGUUCAGAGAAAAGAGACUAAAAGGUAGACAGAUCAGCCCACCAAGCUAUGCCAGGAGAGACAGCCCAACGUACGAUCCCUAUAAACGGCCAGAGUCGGAGUCGAGCUCUGAGUCUCGGUCACGCUCUCGUUCUCCUGGUCCAGAGAAGAUCACCUUCAUCACCAGUUUCGGAGGCAGCGAUGAUGAAGCUGCAGCAGCAACACAAACAACCGCUCCUCACUCUGGCAACGCCCCCUCCAACUUGCAGCACCCUGCAGGUCAUAGCAGGGGCUCCCGGAGACGAAGGUCAUCCUCCAGUCGCUCCCCUUCCUCCUCCUCACACUCAUCAUCUCGGUCCUCCUCUCGCUCUUCUUCCCGUUCUCGUCGUGCCCGACGUGGACGCGGAGAAAGGGAUGGGCGCCGAUCCCGGAGCCGAUCGCGGUCGAGACGGCGUUCCAGAUCUCACUCCCGGGGUAGAGGAGGGAACGGACGGGCCGGAUCCUGGAGGAGACGUGACCGGACACGGUCGCAGUCCAACGGCCGAGACAGGGAGCGAGAGAGGGACAGAGACAGGGACCAGGACAGGAGACGAUACUCAGCACGCAAACGAACAAGGUCCCGUUCCAGCUCACGGCAGGGGGGCAGUUUGCGGAGAGGGGGUCGGAGCAGUGGAGGCCACCGGCGGGGAGACAGCGACAGCCACAGUCCCUCUCAGUCCCCCAGUCGCGCUAACCACAGUCCCUCCCCUGCUCACAGAGGAGUCCAGCCCUCUACUGCCACCGUCUCUGACAAGCUAAGAAAGCCUGAUACUCCGGGUGGUAAAGAGACGGGAGCUGCCAAACCCAAGAUGACCCCACAGGAGCGGCUGAAGCUCCGAAUGCAGAAGGCGCUCAACAAACAGUCCAAGGCAGAUAAAAAAGCCGCUCAGGUGAAGAUCCAGCAGCAGGAAAACAAACGACAGGAGCGAGAGGGAGAGCUACGAGCCAUGGCACGCAAGAUACGCAUGAAGGAGCGUGAGAGACGUGAGAAAGAGAGGGAUGAAUGGGAAAGACAGUACGGCCGACAGAGCCACUCGCCUUCUCCUUCCAAAUAUGGCCGAGAACACAACUCAUACAGAAGGUAUGCGAGAAGCCACAAGAAUCUGCACAGCUCCGAUGAAGCAGAAUGAAUAGUGGGAUUUGUUCACACUAACGCACAAACACUGUCUCAAAGUCUCAUCACAAUUGUUUUAUAUGCAAUACUUUAACAGUGUCUUGAGAGAGAAAAACAAAAACAAGUUUAUACCUAAAGUCAAACAGAAUACCUCAAACUUUUCACUGCGAUUCAUUUUUCCUCAGGACAAAAACUACCAGUUUGAACUUCAAUACUUUCAUAAGUAUAUUUUUAUAAAGCAAGUUUAGAAAUGUUUUUAGAGCCUGACUGGAUCAAUGCCGAUAUUUGAGAGUUUAAAAAAUCCGAUAACGAUAUAUCUGCUGAUUUGUUUUUUUUUAACAUAAACUUAUAAGAAGAAGAAGAAGAAAAAGAAGAAGAAACUUUAUUCAUACAGAACUUUUCAAAACAAAGUUACAAAGUGCUUUACAUGAUUGAACCAGGAAUAAAACAUUACAGGACUGCAGUGAGACGACAAAUAAAAUCAGACAAUUAAAAUAAUACAAAAAUAAAAUGGAAUAAAAUACAAAUAAACAAACAAGCUGUGCACUAUAGCGAUGAGCAAAGCUUUUCUUUUCAGUGUACUGAAUCAUUAGAGUCAGUUCAUUAAAAAGAUUUGUUCACUAAAUCGUUCAGGGCUCGACUGCGUAGUCCCACUUGCUGAACUGAAACACUGCCGAACGUUCAGUUCAGCUCGCUAACUGGUGAACUGAGAACGGCCGUUCACGCACGACAAGCCAGUGAGCUGAGAAUUUAGUUGGAUAAAGAUACCAUUUGCAAACUGAAAGCUGCUAUAACAAAGCACCCUACCCUAUUAUGUACAGCACGUGUAUUUUCGCGACACCUAAUUAUUAAAGAAUAUCUGGUACUACUUCCUACUUCGAGACACGAGAGGGGCGGGCUUGAGCAGCUCAGCGACUGUCGAUCACUCAGUUCUCACGUUCGCUGUACAUUCAGUGAACGAACAUACACCAUCCACUCGCAGGAAAAGGAUCUGAAACAGUCUCAGCCACCCAUUUUUUUUAAUAUUGCAGGUUUCACCAGCAUUGUAAACUACGACAGGUGGUGAGAUUUUUUUUUUUUUUAAAAUCAGGGAUUGUCAAACAUAACCUAGCUCUUUUUUCAAUGUAUUCAAAAUCUAAUGAGUACAGAUGCAGCAGUUUUGUUUAUGCACUCUAUGAUACUAUCCCA
This is a messenger RNA of Siniperca chuatsi (mandarin fish), 3322 nucleotides long. RefSeq names its product CLK4-associating serine/arginine rich protein. NCBI's taxonomy places the organism in Eukaryota, Metazoa, Chordata, Actinopteri, Centrarchiformes, Sinipercidae. The transcript is spliced from 20 exons. The record is from RefSeq and is a predicted model, not a curated record. The coding region runs from base 198 to 2150 and encodes 650 amino acids.